Molecule: messenger RNA, 318 nt
Organism: Staurois parvus
Lineage: Eukaryota; Metazoa; Chordata; Amphibia; Anura; Ranidae
Source: the annotation of a GenBank genome assembly
UACAAAGCAAUGUGCAGGAGCUGAUGGAAGAGAUCUGUAUUGUUUACAUACAGGUCUCUCCCCAUCGGUGAUACUUGACAAUCGCCAGGACCCAGUGAUCGACAGCUGAGGCCGCCAGUGGCGGCUUGGGUAGGGCAUGCGCGCACCCCCUACCCGGAAAUGCAAAAUUACGUGUAUAUAUACUUGAUUUCCAUUUUUGCAGCCAUUGAGAACUACUGUGUGAGCUGUGAUUGGGCACAGCUUGUCACAUGGUACAAGGCUGUUGUGAAUAGCCUUGUACCAUGUGAGCUCUGUGAUCAUUCACAGAUUUCACACGUA